Molecule: messenger RNA, 297 nt
Organism: Lathyrus sativus (Indian pea)
Lineage: Eukaryota; Viridiplantae; Streptophyta; Magnoliopsida; Fabales; Fabaceae
Source: the annotation of a GenBank genome assembly
AUGCCUCUGAGGCAAAUGAAAGAGAGUUCAGAACAAUACCUUGUGAUCAAACCUCAUCUUCCAAACACUAUGAAUCAGGCUAAGAAGGUUACUAAAGUUGUUCAAAAUGGUAAAGGUCCACCACUGUUGUCACAAGAUCUGCUUAACCAAACUUCACCACCUCAAGGAAGGAAUGGUGGUGGAAGGAGAGGGAGUAGAAAUGGAAGAAAAACUGAUCAAGUUGACGUUUUGAUGAGACCGAGUUGUAGGCCUUGUACUGCUGUGAAAAGUAAUGAAAAUGGUCAUGUUCAAAAUUGA